UUCUUAUCUUCACAUUUGUUUCACAAAUUCCAUUACCCCCUCCAAGAAAACUACUUCUCCUCUCCUCUCCUCUCUUCUCCUCUCUUCUCCUCCCACUGAAGAUUAUACCUUUCAGCAGCUUUUCUCUGCAAAUUUUUGUUUAUAAAGCAACAUUAAUGGAGUUCUUAAACAUUGACAAAUUGCAGGGUCAGAGGGAGGAGAAGUUAGGGAAUUCAGAGGAAGAAUUAACUCUUGAUGGAACUGUGGAUAAGCAUGGUCGUCCUGCUGUGCGUGCCACUACUGGAAGAUGGUUUGCUGGUGUCCUAUUACUUGUGAAUCAAGGUUUAGCUACACUAGCAUUCUUUGGAGUUGGAGUGAAUCUAGUCCUAUUUCUUACUAGAGUUAUGGGGCAAGAUAAUGCUGAAGCAGCCAACAAUGUGAGCAAAUGGACAGGGACUGUUUACAUCUUCUCCCUUUUGGGAGCUUUCUUAAGUGAUUCCUACUGGGGUAGAUACAAGACUUGUGCCAUCUUCCAAGCCAUUUUCGUUGCUGGACUAGUAUCAUUAUCAUUAACUUCAUACAUUUUCUUGAUCAAGCCUAAUGGUUGUGGAGAUGAAAAAAUGCCUUGUCGAUCCCAUUCAACUGUCCAUAUUGUGCUCUUCUAUAUGUCCAUUUACUUAAUUGCUCUUGGCAAUGGAGGGUAUCAACCUACCAUUGCAACAUUUGGAGCAGAUCAAUUUGAUGAAGAUCAUCCUCAAGAAAGUCAUUCAAAAGUGUCUUUCUUUAGCUAUUUCUACUUAGCAUUGAAUCUUGGAUCUUUGUUUUCAAACACUAUCUUAGUUUAUGUUGAGGAUAAGGGAAUGUGGACACUUGGUUUUUGGGCAUCGGCUUGCUCAGCUAUUUUGGCACUAGUUCUUUUUCUUAUUGGGACGCCUAGGUACAGACACCGAAAACCUACAGGAAAUCCCAUUUCAAGAUUUUGUCAAGUGCUUGUAGCUGCAAUUAGAAAAUGGAAGAUAGAGCAACCUUCAAAUGGAUAUGAGCUAUAUGAAGGUGAUGGAAGAGACCUUGCUGAUAAUGGCAGUCGAAACAUACUGCAUACAAAAGAAUUUAAAUUUUUGAACAAAGCUGCUAUAAUCACAUCAAAGGAGAGAUUUGAUAAUCCGUGGCGCCUUUGUCCAGUGACUCAAGUGGAAGAAGUGAAAUGCAUUCUAAGACUAUUUCCAAUUUGGCUUUGUACAAUACUCUACUCUGUUGUGUUUACUCAAAUGGCCUCUUUAUUCGUGGAACAAGGCGAUGCCAUGAAAACAACAGUGUCGCGAUUUCACAUCCCUCCUGCAAGCAUGUCAAGCUUCGAUAUCCUUAGUGUUGCAGCAUUCAUUUUCAUCUACAGGCGAGUUCUUGACCCCUUCGUUGCCAGUCUAAAGAAGUCUUCUCAAAGAGGACUAACCGAGCUCCAACGAAUGGGAGUUGGUCUUAUUAUUGCUAUAAUGGCAAUGGUAGCAGCUGGAAUAGUGGAGCAUUUCAGGUUAAAAUAUGCCAGCAUAGAUUGUUCUCAUUGCACCAAUUCAAGUUCUUUAAGCAUUUUGUGGCAAGUCCCACAAUAUGUACUAAUUGGAGCAUCAGAGGUUUUCAUGUAUGUUGGACAAUUGGAGUUUUUCAAUGGACAAGCACCAGAUGGAUUGAAAAGCUUUGGAAGUGCACUUUGCAUGACUUCAAUUUCACUAGGGAACUAUGUCAGUAGCUUGCUGGUUUCCAUAGUGAUGAGAAUUUCGACUACGGAUAAUAUGCCUGGUUGGAUACCUGGAAACCUCAACAAGGGUCAUUUGGAUAGAUUCUACUUCCUCUUAGCAGCAUUGACAGCAGCUGAUUUUCUAGUAUACCUCCUUUGUGCUAAGUGGUACAAGUACAUUGAGUUUGAGGAAAGAAGUAUUAGAAAGCAAGUUGAAGAAAAGCAAGGUGAUUUGAGAUUCUAGGCUUGCAAAUUCUUGAAAAUUGAUAAAAUACAAAAUUCUCAUCUCCCAUCACCCAAUGUUAGCAGGCUGGUUGGCUUUUCAAAUGGAGGAUUCAUUGGUGCUAGCUACUUAUGGUUGGUUGAGGAAAGUCAUAUGAAUAAGAGUGUAAAAACCUGUUUACAUUGUUAGUGCAUACUCUUUUAGUUAAGCGUAACUAGACUUAAAAGAUGGGUAGCAAUCUACAUCACCCAUUAUAGAUUGUGAGUUAUGUUCAUUUAAAGUUAGGUCUUAUGCGUUGGACACAUUUUACUCCUGAAUAGUAUACACAUUUUACUCAGCUUCGAUCA
Nicotiana tabacum (common tobacco) is the source of this 2281-nucleotide messenger RNA. Its product is annotated as protein NRT1/ PTR FAMILY 7.3. The record is from RefSeq and is a predicted model, not a curated record. Gene Ontology annotation, biological process: transmembrane transport. Lineage: Eukaryota; Viridiplantae; Streptophyta; Magnoliopsida; Solanales; Solanaceae. Gene Ontology annotation, molecular function: transmembrane transporter activity. Gene Ontology annotation, cellular component: membrane.